This is a messenger RNA of Fusarium vanettenii 77-13-4, 447 nucleotides long. RefSeq lists its product as uncharacterized. The transcript is spliced from 3 exons. The coding region runs from base 1 to 447 and encodes 148 amino acids. NCBI's taxonomy places the organism in Eukaryota, Fungi, Ascomycota, Sordariomycetes, Hypocreales, Nectriaceae. The record is from RefSeq and is a predicted model, not a curated record.
AUGAACGUGGACGACUUCCCAGAGGUUCCACGGAUAGAAAAGAUACAGAGACAUGUCCGAGUCACCUACAACGGCAUGGAGGUUGCUGAAGCGUCGGACGGCUUCUGGGUUCUCGAGCAGUAUCGACCACCAGAAUAUUACCUUCCCAAGUCAUCCCUCAAGGUCCCUCUCACCCCCACGGGCUACAACCCACCGUGCAGAUUCAAGGGACCCAGAACACACUACUCGGUGAAGGGUCCUGAUGGCAGGCUCCUGGCCAACAGGGUCUGGUCCUACGAGAAACCGAAGCCGGGGUACGAGGCCCUCAAGGGCUACGUCUCUUUCUACGCGCGGCCUUGGCAGUCGUUUGUCGACGGGGAGCGGGUGGUGCCGUACCGGACGGACUUUCGAGGCGGCUGGGUGACGGCAGAGAUUGUCGGGGUGGAGAUGACUACAGUAGCUAUCUGA